Molecule: messenger RNA, 597 nt
Organism: Nerophis lumbriciformis (worm pipefish)
Lineage: Eukaryota; Metazoa; Chordata; Actinopteri; Syngnathiformes; Syngnathidae
Source: RefSeq, a predicted model, not a curated record
AUGUUCGAGGAUCAAUUGGACGACUUCCAGGAGACCCUGGAUGCACUUGUUGCCAUUAGUGGCUAUCAACUUGAGAAGCUGAAUCGAGUGAGCAGCUCACAUGAAUCUUUCUUUGAUCGACAUGAGAAGACCAGAGAGACUGUGACACAGAUUUUAAAAGAUAUGGCUGAGCAAGAAGAGUGUCUGGCAAAGAAUCUUGUUGACCUGGAGGCAAAAAAGAAUCUGAAUGAACUGGAGAGCCUGCAAGAGGAGCUGACGCAGUGCAAGAUCAAGAAUGAGACGUUGGACUCAGAAUUAGAGCUUCUGCAGCGCGAGUUGGACAAACUGAGGAAACAGGAGGACGAGCUCACAGCAAUGGAGACUGAGAUGGAAGAAGAUACCACUGAGGUCAUCCCGUCUACAUUACACGUUGUGAAGCUGUACCAAUUAAUAACCAAGAUCAAGUGGGAUGUUGAUACAGACGCACCAAUCCUUAAAGGAGUGCAUUAUGGACAAGAUCUGGUAACUCCCAUCAACAUCGACACCACUGGAAAAACUCGUCGUGAGAUAGCUGAAGAGUUGUGGAGCUUAGUGAGCACAGAAUGGGGGAAAAAAUAA